This is a messenger RNA of Pelodiscus sinensis (Chinese soft-shelled turtle), 878 nucleotides long. The record is from RefSeq and is a predicted model, not a curated record. NCBI's taxonomy places the organism in Eukaryota, Metazoa, Chordata, Testudines, Trionychidae.
AUGUCAGCAGAAGGUUCUUCGCUGCCAGACUUGGCCGAUACAAGUUCUCUGCCUAUCGGUAGCUUCGCAGUCCGCUCCCAGUUCUCUGUGAUUUCCUAUGCCAGCACGCCCAAAAGGAUUGUGGCCAUCUAUGACCCUGAAGCGGAGGACGCGGAUGCAGUUAUUGAAAAGACCGAGAGGGAGAUGCUUUUCCAAGGACAUGGGAAUGGGACAGGGACCAACAUAGGCGCUGCCCUACAGGAGGUCUACAACAUGAUCCUGUUCCAGGAGAAGGAGAACCCAGACACGUGGAAGAAAGUCCGGCACGCCAUCAUUGUGCUGACAGACGGCCAGAACAACAUGGGACCCCCCCCCAAGCAUCUGGUGGCCAAAAUAGAAGACGUUCUGGAGAUCAAGCCAGACAGGAACGAUUACCUGGAUAUCUACGCCUUCGGGGUCGGGACGCUGAACGUGGACUGGGACGGUCUGAACGCCAUCGCGUCCAAGAAGGAAGGGGAGCGUCAUGCCUUCAAGCUGGACUCCAGCCAGGACCUCAAGGCUGCCUUUGACGACAUCCUGGACCUCAGGAACAUCGGCGACACAUGCGGGCUGGGAAACAACUCGCUGAGCGCCACGGCCCAGCAGCGCGCCCCCUGGCACGUGGUCAUCAAGGCGAUGAAGGUGGAUUCCUGCCGGGGGUCCCUGAUUUCCGACAGCUGGGUCCUGACGGCCGCGCACUGCUUCAACAAGUGGCAGGACACGUCCCACUGGAGAGUCCGAGUGGGUAGGGAGGACAUUCCCAUCCAGCGCUGGCUCCUGCACCCGGCGUACAACGUCUCGGCCAAGGCCGCCGAGGGCAUCCCCGAGUUCUACGACUACGACUGGGGCCUGGGUGCGCU